Blepharisma stoltei is the source of this 1209-nucleotide messenger RNA. The record is from the annotation of a GenBank genome assembly. Lineage: Eukaryota; Ciliophora; Heterotrichea; Heterotrichida; Blepharismidae.
AUGAAUGGAAAAUUUGAGAUGAAUUUAGGAAAAUCCCAAAAGAAGUAUGGGCUAAUAAAAACAAAAAAUGUGUUUAAAGUUGAAGAAAACGAUGAAGAAGAUGCAAUAAAGGCAGCAAAUUUAGAUAUUGUUAAAGAAAGUCUUAUGAGACAGCAAAAAUCUGAUGAAGCUUUAUAUAGGGCUUUGGCUGAAGAUCCAACGAUAAUUUCAUAUGAUAAGUUUUACGAGAGUUUUAAAGACAAGCCAGAGCAAAAAGAUGUAGAAAAAAAGCCUAAAUAUUUAGAUGCUAUUAAGGCAGCUAAUGAAUUCAGAAAAAAAGAAAAAAAUUUGAUAAAAGAAAGAGUUGAAGCUAAAAAAAGAGAAAAAGAAGCCAAAGAACUAGGCGAAACUGAGACUUUUAUUACUCCAAGCUACAUAAAGUUUUUGCAGGAAAAUAAUCAAUGGGCAGCAGAUCUUGAGAAAAAAGAUGAGAGAUCAGAAAUGCAUAGCGUCAGCAAUUCAAAUGGAGAUAUCCGCAACUUUUAUGCAAAUUUACUUACCCCCCCCCCCCCCCUCCGUGAGCGAACAAACCAUUAGAAAAAUCGCCAUUUUUUGACCAAAAACCCACCCUCCGUGAGUGAACAAAAAUUUUUUUAAUAGAAAAAAUUUUAAUGGAAAAAAAUUUUUGAUAUAUAAGUGAUAAUUAGUAUAAUGAAAUCUAGAGCUAAUUCUGUUUAAUUUUAAACAAAUUGCGUUUUAAAACAUAAAAUUUUGCAAAUUAAAUUAAUAUUUGCUUCCCAAUUUUUGCAAAUUAGAUUUUUUUUUAAAUUUCGAAAAAAAUAUUUUUUAUAUAAAAAUUUAUAUAUAAAUUUUUUUUUAAAAAAAAAAUUAACCCCCCUCCGUGAGCGAACAAAAUUUUUUUGUUCGCUCACGGGGGGGGGGGGGGGGGGAGUUACUAAAAAUUCUGCAAUGGGGAAUAAAAGUGAGCCAGAGCCCCGAAAAAUACAAAAAAUUGAAGAAGUUGAGAAAAGCUCGAGUGAGUCAGAAGAGGUUGAAAUGCCUGAAGAACCUCCUAAAGCAGCAGAAGAGGAUACAGAAAAUAAUAUCAAUCAAGAAUCAACUCCAGAGCCUCUACCAGAGAAAAAAGGUGAAAAAGAUAUACAGUCUGCACGAGAGCGGUUCCUUCUACGAAAAGCCCAAUCUAAUAAUAGCUCUAAUAUGCUAAAAUAA